This is a messenger RNA of Entelurus aequoreus (snake pipefish), 3176 nucleotides long. RefSeq names its product cyclic AMP-dependent transcription factor ATF-6 beta-like. The coding region runs from base 205 to 2319 and encodes 704 amino acids. Gene Ontology annotation, cellular component: nucleus. The record is from RefSeq and is a predicted model, not a curated record. The transcript has 17 exons. Gene Ontology annotation, biological process: regulation of transcription by RNA polymerase II; endoplasmic reticulum unfolded protein response. Gene Ontology annotation, molecular function: RNA polymerase II cis-regulatory region sequence-specific DNA binding; DNA-binding transcription factor activity, RNA polymerase II-specific. Lineage: Eukaryota; Metazoa; Chordata; Actinopteri; Syngnathiformes; Syngnathidae.
ACCAAAACAGGACAUUUCCUCGUCUGUUUCACGCGCAGCUAAGAGCUAACGACAGCUAGCGAAAAGGCGGCGAUAUCAGAGCUAAAAUGAAAGUGGAAGUACAAUUUUGGUAAAGUGAGAUGCAACAUUCACUCAUGUGUAUGCUAGCUGAGUGCUACAUUCAUUCAUGUGUAUGCUAGCUGAGUGCUAAAGCCGCCAGGGACGAUGAGUACGGAUCUUGUAUCGGACGUGUACACUCGCUUCUUCGCCGAUAACCUCCUGACCAGCGAGGACUGGGACGCCUGCCUGUACAGCUGUGACAGCGUGGAAGACGACCAUGACGACCAUGACACCGUGUCCAAGUACGACACGUCGUUUGACAACGACCUGGUGCUCACGCUGGAUGGCGGCGGCCCCUCAUCACCGUGGCAACACCCGUGUCACGCAGGUGAUGCCAGCAGUCAGGGGAGUGCAGAGCCCAUGGAGUUGUUGUUGCAGGUCAAAUCUGAACCGCCGUCUCCUGCAUCGUCGCCAGAGGCGGAGCGCUUGCCGUCAUCGCCCGAUCCUCAGCUCCCGGUGAAAAGCGAGAACCCUCCCACUCCUCCCCACAUGUUUGGAGACAUCAUGUCCCCCCCGCUGGGCUCCGUGGAGGUCACCGUGGCGACCACAGCUGCCUCGCCCACCCGCGGGGGCGGGGAGACGCAGCCGGCGCUUACCACACGGCUUCACGCUGUCAUGGCCGCCAUGCAAACGCAGGCCGCAGUUCUUCCCGACAUACAGCCCCGCCCCCUGUGCGUGGCCCACACGCCCACUCUUGUCCUGCAGGGCGUACCCGCCAUGGAGCAGACGCCACCAGUGCUCUGCCUGGCGCCCGCUCCCGUGGUCAAGGUGGAGCCGCUCUCGCCCGCCCUCCCCCGCCACGCGCCCCCCAGCAAGACCAUCGUCCCUGCCACGCCGUUGCCCAGCAACCACUGUAACGACAUCGACAUGAAGGUGCUGAAGCGUCAGCAGAGGAUGAUCAAGAACCGAGAGUCUGCGUGCCAGUCCAGGAAGAAGAAGAAGGAGUACGUGCACAACCUGGAGCUCCAGCUCAGGAACGCCCAGCAGGAGAACCUCAGACUGCGCCAGGAGAACCAGGAGCUGAGGGACAGACUGGAGGGCAAGUGUGGAGAGACAAGCAGCAACAAGCGAGCAGUGUGUGUCAUGGCUCUUCUUCUCUUCAUCACCUUCAGCUUUGGACCUGUCAGCAUCAUGGACAGGAAGUUGACACCAGCCUUCCAAGAUGGCGGCGGGUCCUUUUCGAGUCGCCGGCUGCUGGAUAUGCACCUGACACCUGAAGGCAAGCUGCACCUGACACCUGAAGGCAAGCUGCACCUGACACCUGAAGGCAAGAUGCACCUUACACCUGAAGGCAAGCUUCACCUUACACCUGAAGGCAAGCUUCACCUUACACCUGAAGGCAAGAUGCACCUUACACCUGAAGGCAAGCUGCACCUUACACCUGAAGGCAAGCUUCACCUUACACCUGAAGGCAAGCUUCACCUUACACCUGAAGGCAAGAUGCACCUUACACCUGAAGGGGAAGGAAAGAUAGUUCCAGAAGAUGAGGGCGGGACUUUUGAGUUCAGGAACACCAGCAACACCUUCAGUGACACCAAGGAGCUCCUCCUCCAUGACCUCCAACGCUACUUUAACUCCGCCCACUGUCCACAGUUCAACCGCUCAGAGUCGCUCAGGCUGGCAGCAGAGUUAAGAGGUUGGGUUGACAGACAUCAGAUCAACAACAACAACAAGAAGAAGAAAACUAAGUUGCUCAACAAGACCACAACCACUCAACGUGCUCAGCUGAGGAAGACCAACAUGUCAAGAUAUCUUCCCAUCCAGACACACCGCUCCAUUGAAAGUCAGCUGCAGGUAGUUCCUGGGCCGGAGGUUACCUACAGCCACUUCCUGGAUGCCAUUGAGCGUCGUGAGGACACUUUCUAUGUGGUGUCCUUCAGACGGGACCACCUGCUGCUUCCCGCCAUCAGCCACAACAAGACGCGUCGGCCCAAGAUGUCGCUGGUCAUGCCCGCCAUGUCGGUGAAGGAGAGCGUCUACAACGCCUCCCGCGGCUACGAGAUGAUGAUGCAGGUGGACUGCGAGGUCAUGGACACCCGCACGGUCCACAUCAAGUCCUCGGCCGUGCCGCCGUCGCUGCGUGACCCGCUCCCACAGGACCCGCCACACGCCAACCAUCACCACGGCAACCACACCGUCCUGCGUGGACGUCAGCAGCCGCCGCCCUCAGCCCGCAGGCGCCAGGACAAGUAUCUCAUCAGCCAAUCAGAGGGUGUCUGAAGAGGCGUCGCCAUGGCAACCAGUCUUUUCUACUCUAAUUUAAUGCUUGUAAAAACACGGUGUAAAUAUUUUUUUAUCUCCCACUGGUCACAUGACCUCCGCCAGGAUGUCAACAAUGCUGUUGCUUGGUUACCAAAAGACGCAAAUAACAUUUAAGACCCAUCAUUUUCUGCCACAUGACAUGUCCCGCCUCCACCCGCAGACACAAACACACCAAAAUAUGUCAAUCACUAUAACAUCAACUGCAAAUGAUAUAUAUACUGUAUUUAUAUAUGUAUACUAUACAUGUACUGUCUAUAUAUACUGUGUUUAUGUACAUAUACACAGUAUGUACACUACCGUUCAAUAGUGUAUAUAUAUAUGUAUGUAUAAUAUACCUAUUUAUAUAUGUGUAUAUAAAUCUAUUAUAUAUAUAAUAUAUAUAUAUAUAUAUAUAUAUAUAUGUAUAUAUAUAUAUAUACACACACACACAUACAUGGAACAGAAGGUGCACACCUUUUUGUAGCACUGCUAAUUGGAGCCGCCCACCUGGCAGGUACUGCUGAUGCGUUCACGGGAGUGCUGCUUGUGGGAUUUUGCAACUACACCGUUACAUAGAAGCAGUAACUUUACUUAACACAUAGUAACUCUACUUUAAUGAUAAAAUAUUGAUAAUAAAUCAUGUACAUUUAUGUGUGGGACUACGAAGAUGGUCAACAGUCAUGAGAUUUCGCUUCUUCCUGCUCCUUUGCGGACACAUUCCUUUGGGUUUUUUUUUUUUUAAACUUGUUUUUAUUACAUCAGUAAUGUUGUGUUGUGUUCAUCUGGAUGUCAAAUGUUGUACGUGGUGUUUGAAAUAAAUAACAAAUUCAACGUUU